Molecule: messenger RNA, 1275 nt
Organism: Diospyros lotus (date-plum)
Lineage: Eukaryota; Viridiplantae; Streptophyta; Magnoliopsida; Ericales; Ebenaceae
Product: cytochrome c oxidase assembly protein COX11, mitochondrial
Exons: 8
Coding region: 224-1093 (289 amino acids)
Cellular component (GO): mitochondrial inner membrane
Molecular function (GO): copper ion binding
Source: RefSeq, a predicted model, not a curated record
CGCAAUUUGCGGGAGAAUCCACGGAUCCCCUCUGGUUCUUUCUCAUCUUCUUCCUCUCUCUCAUCGUUCGCCCUUCACCAUCUCCGACGUCGCUGGUCCGGCGUCACUGCUGCGGCCUCACUGCUCCCCGAUCUUUGAUGCUCCAGACUUUCCAGAUCCGUUCUCAGCAGCCAAACAGUGAAUAAGUGCAACGGCAAUUGGGUAAGCUUUUUUGUUGCUUCAGAUGUUACUGGGUGUCCACACAUCUGCAAACAUGUCAUGGUCGACAGUUUCAAGAUUACCUCAAAUUUACAAGAAUUUAUGCCACUCCUCUUCUAGGUGCUCAUAUGAAGCUUCCUGGCUGAUGCAAAGUCUUGUGGCCCCUAAUAGUAGAUAUGGAAAUGGUUUCAAUUGGAAUGUUCGGUAUGUGAUGACAACAUGUGGAUCAAGUACUGGUUCUAUUGGUAAAUUUGGAUGGUUUUUGCCUUCAAGAACUCCAUGCCUGGGGAAGUCAUGGACUCCACUUCAUUUGCCACGUCAGUAUGCAACUCAUGCUGUUCAAGAAAAAAAAUCAAAGAAGAUGCUGCUGUACUUGACAGGAUUGGUUUUUGCGAUGGUGGGGUGUUCUUAUGCUGCAGUUCCUUUGUAUAGGAGAUUCUGCCAAGCUACUGGGUAUGGAGGUACCGUACAGCGGCGCGAGAGUGUAGAAGAAAAGAUUGCUCGCCAUGCUCAAGAGGGGACUGCCACCACUAGGGAGAUUGUGGUGCAGUUCAAUGCUGAUGUGGCUGAUGGAAUGCCAUGGAAGUUUAUUCCCACACAACGCGAGGUAAGGGUUAAGCCAGGAGAAAGUGCACUUGCGUUUUACACUGCUGAAAACCGAAGUUCAACUCCUAUAACUGGUGUAUCCACAUACAAUGUUACCCCAAUGAAGGCUGCAGUGUAUUUUAACAAGAUCCAGUGCUUUUGCUUCGAGGAACAGCGACUUCUCCCUGGAGAGCAGAUCGACAUGCCUGUUUUCUUUUACAUAGACCCUGAGUUUGAAACAGAUCCCAAAAUGGAUGGUAUCAACAACUUGAUCCUGUCUUAUACAUUUUUCAAGGUUUCUGAAGAAUAGAGAGGGCUAGAACCCUUGUACUAGUACUUUGGAAUCCUUAAUAAGAGUGGCUCUCGUCUCAAAUUAUGACAUUCUUAUUCUGGGUAGACUGACUAAAGUUGGUCGUUACAGUUUUGAGUGUAGUUUAUGUAGAAAAUAGUAUGAAUUACUCUUCAAGAGUUUUUGCUGAAAGAAUUCAUAAA